AUGACGAUUCUGAAAAUGAUUGAGAUAUAUAGACAUAAUGGCCUAAGAAAGGUACGACCUUAUUACAACAAAAGAUCAUCAUUCGUGAAAGGACGCUGGUUGGGGAAGUCACUAAUAGAUGUUCUUGCUAGUGAAUUUAAACUGCACUCGAGAGCAUACUAUUUGGACCAGAUAAAAAAGGGUACAUAUAGGUUGAUCCGGGAUGGUGUACCAUUGGUAUCAAGUCACCUUAUGACCACUCCGAUUAAGAAUCAUGAUAUUUUAGAAACAACUACACAUAAGCAUGAACCGCCGGUAAAACAAUGGUGCAGCCAAGAAAUUGAAGCAGAUGAUUUAUCUAAAAGGAUAGCGGGGUUUGAUAUUAUUUUCGAAGAUGAGAAUACUCUGGUCAUUGAUAAACCCAGUGGUAUCCCUGUGCACCCGACUGGUCAGUUUUACCAGAAUACAAUCACCGAGAUACUAAAAUUACACGGUAUAGAUGGUCUUCCUUGUUACCGGCUAGAUAAGAUCACAUCAGGCUUGUUGAUAUUGGCCAAGAACAGUCAAAGUGCGGGAGAAAUUCAGAAGAGUAUUCGUUCAAGAGAUAUGAAAAAGGUUUACCUGGCAAGGGUUAAGGGGAGAUUCCCCCAUUCUGAACUAAUACAUAAUAACGAAGAUGCACUGGAAAAAACUUUCGAGGACACUCCCAAAAUCACUGUAGAAACGUCGCCCAUAUAUUCCAUUGAUCCAAAGAGGCAAUUUCCCGUUGGUUUGUCGCCAUCAAGGGACGCUACCACUAAGUUUUACCCAAUAGGGUAUUUUCCCCACGUUGAUGAAACUAUUGUCGCUUGUAAGCCAAUAACUGGGAGAACUCAUCAAAUCCGAAUCCAUUUAGCAAGGCUUGGCCAUCCCAUCGUCAAUGAUAGUGUUUAUUGCUCACACAUUAGCAAAUAUCCUGUGCGACUUGAGUUCAUGAUACAGUUUCCUAAAUGGGAGGAGCAAUGGGAUUUAAAUACCAAAGAGUUGAGAGCAAGAUUCCAAGAAUUUAUUGAAGAAACUAAGAAUAAUAAUCAGCCUAUGGAAUCAUUUUGUCCGGAAUGCCACACUGUUGAAUUAAAGGACCCUCUGCUGUCAGAUUUGGAAUUAUGGUUGCACGCUUGGAAGUAUGAGGAUACUAAUGGCAAAUUCAAGUUUGAAACGAACAUACCUAAAUGGGCACAAUUGAACGAUAGUUAA
Messenger RNA from Saccharomyces mikatae IFO 1815, 1215 nucleotides. It is a transcript of the gene PUS6, whose product is annotated as pseudouridine synthase PUS6. Bases 1 to 1215 code for a protein of 404 amino acids. Gene Ontology annotation, biological process: pseudouridine synthesis. Gene Ontology annotation, molecular function: RNA binding; pseudouridine synthase activity. The record is from RefSeq and is a predicted model, not a curated record. The transcript has a single exon. Lineage: Eukaryota; Fungi; Ascomycota; Saccharomycetes; Saccharomycetales; Saccharomycetaceae.